Sturnus vulgaris (Common starling) is the source of this 7833-nucleotide messenger RNA. It is a transcript of the gene NLRC5, whose product is annotated as NLR family CARD domain containing 5. Gene Ontology annotation, molecular function: protein binding. NCBI's taxonomy places the organism in Eukaryota, Metazoa, Chordata, Aves, Passeriformes, Sturnidae. The record is from RefSeq and is a predicted model, not a curated record. Gene Ontology annotation, biological process: positive regulation of transcription by RNA polymerase II; positive regulation of MHC class I biosynthetic process; positive regulation of MHC class II biosynthetic process.
CUCAGGGCAGGACUAGCAGAGUCAGUGUUUGUCCAGAGACACGGGGGUUGCUGGAUCUGGGUAUUUUUUUUCCCUGAUGAGUGAGUUAUGGGACAGCACAGUGUGCCAUCUUGCCUUCUCUGGGAUUUGGCUGCAGGCUCCAUCUGGUUUUCCAAUGUAGCUUCUCUGGCCUUCAGAGAAAUAUUAAUAACAUUUCAUUGUUUGUUGCAGCCCAUCCGAUUAGAUCUGGAGGUCUGUGCAUACACAGCUCAUGGGAUCUUUUCUCUCAUUAUUCACAUCUGCUACAUUAUCACUUAAACCUUGUCCUUACUGCAAAGGAAAAACAACUUGUUUUUUCCUCUUAGAUAUAACGGAAGAAGUAAUUAAAGAUCUCCCUGUGUACCAGAAUAAUUAGAUUUAUGCGUGUUAAUAGAAAUAUUCCCAUUGCAAGUGCCUUAACCAAAAAGCCAAGUCAGAGUUUACUCCACAAUGAGUGUUUACCCCGGGUCCCAUUUCUUUGGACCACUCCUCAGAUCUUUUACCUAAAUUAUUACCUAGCUGUAGAUUUUAGGCUAGGAUGUUACCUUUCCUCUGUUCUGAAUGGAUAUUUUUGCUCAUUUCUCUGUUUUUACGGCAGAUGCAUUUCAGUUGGGGAAUUCCCGGCUGAUUUUACUUUCAUUUUGCUCGGUCUUUUGUUGCUGAGGUCUCGAAAGAAAGGCAGGAAGGGCUUUGUGUCUCAGGGCAGUGGUGAGUUAGCACAUGGGAAAAUCAAGGCAGUGGACAUCGUUCUCCAAAUUUGUUGUUUGGUGACCCCCACACUUGUUUUGGUGCUGGUACUCUCUUUCUAGGCUUCUGGUGAGUACUCUGUGUCCUCAGAGCAGACAAGAAGUUGGUAGAUUUGCGACAGGGAGUUUCACAUUUCAGUUUAAUUUUUUUGUGCUAAGAACGCUGUGAAUGCCAAGUUGGGGAGGGGAGGUUAAGUUUUGCAAAGUGUGUUAAAGAUGGUUUUGCAUUUGAAGGCCAAGGAUCAAGGCUCAUAAUUUUUUUGGCUUUUCUUGGGAGGUUUUUGUGCUUCAUUUUUGGGAUCAGAGGUAUUUUACUGAAGGUAACUGCCAAUCAUUCUUGAUGGUCUUAUUGAGCAGAGCAGUAGUACAGGAGCUGUGCAGCAUGGCUGAGCUUUCAUCCAACUUUCCAGUGUUGUUUUGUUGUUUAAUAUGAGUCUUUCAUUAAUUUGUAUGAGUCUACUCUUUGCCUGAAUGGCUUUCAGUCUUCGUUGGCAUUAAGGGCUGAUUUUAUUUGUCUAUGUAUGUAUUUAAUAUGGCUUUAUUAAGUCUGUUGUUCUUGAUCGGAUGGUGAUUGCUUUCCUCUUCCCUUUCCCUGUGGCAGGGGUGGCUGGACAACAACUACUGCCAGAUGCAGAGCAGGGUGAAAUUUCCCUUCUCCCUUUCUGCUGAGAGGUGGGGAGCUGGCACUGGGGGCAUUUUCAGCCCCCUACACUUGAAACUCUUUUGUGAGAGCUGUGUAGUCUCAGAGGAUCAGCUUCUCACAGUUUUUCUGGUGUGACUGACUUCCUGACUAAAGUAAGAUUUUGCAUCAGCUUCCUCAGAGGGCCUGACAGCAGCAGAGUGGCAUAACCCAGCUCAAACCAGGCAGUGACACCAGGAAAGUCGUGAUUCCCACAAAGUGUUCCUCUAAAACUGUCUUCACUUGUAUCCUACAGAACAAGGCUCAGUCCUGCAUUUUCAUGAGAUCAAGAGUGAAUCCUCAAAUGUUGAAACUUUAUGGUCUCUGCUGGUUUGAGUGAGAAGAGAUGAAAAGCAUCACAGAUGACCCUUGGAUCAAAGGCAGAGCUUCUGGAUUUGUGACCCAUGUAAUUGCCAUGGCCUGGCAAGUCUACAUCAAGCUCUGUUGGUGUUAUCCCCAGGUAUCUGCACCAAGUGAGGCAUGUCCCAUGUACUGCGGUGUGUCUGUGUGCCAAGACUGCCUCUAGCAGAUCAAUUCUCUGCCAGAAUAUGGAGCAGAAGCCACCUUUGUAUUUGACAACUGGAAGGAAACUGAUUACAGAACAAUGCAGCCCCCGUUUCAGAAUGACGAUCUGGACCUGCCAGCAGCUGUAGCAAGAGCCCGGCCCCAGCUCGUGCAGCUCCUCACUCCCUGUGUCCCCUGGCUGCUCUCGACUUCCCAGAGCUUCAUCCCCGAGGUGGCCCUGAGCAGCAUGGGGGCCAUCGCUGACCCCAGAGAAAAAACCUCGGUGCUCCUUGACCUGCUGGAGGAGGCUGGUCCUGCUGCCUGGAAACACUUUGCACAGUCUGUCUGCAUGGAGUUUGACCUGCCCCUGGAUCUGGAGGUCCUGCUCAUGAGCUCUGCAGGAGAAGGUUACUUCAGCCAGACAGAAGAAGCAGGCACAGAUACAAGAGUCCAGUCGUCUGUGCCAAAAGGCUCUGCUCGCCGUCGCCGUUGCAGCAGCUCCGGGAGUGACAAGGAUGCCAAACAGCGACGGCUGGAUUUAUCUGCAAAGUACCGGCAUCUCCUCAUCAAUUCUAUCCACCAGAGGUAUGGAAGCAGGAGAGAAGCAGGAGCAGAAGCACAGGAGCAAACACAGCCACUGCCUUUCAACCAAACCUUUGUCAACGUUGUCAUUCACCAGAGCAAAGUCCCCCGCUUAAAAGAGAAAACAGAGAAAGCCCGGGAGGAGCUGGCAGGUGCUCCUGAGCCAGAGGAAUGUGCAGAUACAGCCAUGAAAGUGUCAGACCUGUUCUGUAGUGAGGCCCCAUUCCACACCACGAAGGUGAUCUUUUUGUUUGGUAAACCAGGUACAGGCAAGACCAGGCUGAUGCACAGGAUUUGUCAGAAAUGGGCAGAAGGUGUCCUGCCUCAGUUUCUCUUCACUUUCCUGUUUGAGUUUCGGCAGCUGAAUUUGUUAAGAAGAAAACUGACCCUGAAGGAACUUUUGUUUGACAUGUUCCUCCAGCCAGAGGACAGCCCUGAUGCAGUGUUCCAGGAGCUCCUGGAGAAUGCCCAGCAGACACUGAUCAUCUUUGAUGGGCUGGAUGAGUUUGCAGCUAACAUGGAUGUGUCAUCCUCCUCUAAGAGAGACCCAGGUGUCACCUCCCCUAUGCCCAUUUCCCAGCUCUUUGCAGACCUCUGUCACGGGAAGCUCCUGCCUGGUUGCACAGUGUUGGUCACCAGCCGACCCAAGAGGCUGCCUGACUUCUUGUUAUAUACAGUAAGUGUGUUGGCAGAAAUUUGGGGAUUUGACCAUGAGAAGGUUGAGGAAUAUGUCAGCCACUAUUUUCGUCAGCAUUCCUUCAGAGAACGAGCCAUUGCUCACGUGAAGAACAACACCAAACUGCUCAGCAUGUGCCUCAUCCCUGCUCUGUGUAACAUCGUGUGCAUCUGCUUGGAGUAUUUGCUCCUUAAACACCAGAUGAGUGUGGAGCUUCCCCAGACUAUGACACAGUUUUAUAUCAAAAUGUUUCUCAUCUUCCUAAACAAGCAGCAAGGAGACUGUGCCAGUGAUGAGGAGACUCAGCUGAACUGUAACAAAAAGGCCAUUUUGGGUCUGUUUGAUCUUGCACUGAGAGGCCUGGAAGAGAAGAAGCUUGUGUUUUAUGUUGAUGAUAUCCCCGAGGAUGUGAAGGAAUUUGCUUCCUUGCAUGGAUUGCUGACUGCCUUUGAGGUGAAGACGAGUGGCUCUUGCCCAGAGGUUGGCUAUGCCUUUGUGCACUUGAGCUUGCAGGAGUUUUUUGCAGCACUGUGUCUCAUGGUGAGUAGGAGGGUGGACAAGAACUACCUGAAGAAGAAGUUCUUCUUGAAGUCAAAGUGGACUUCAAAGAAUGAGACAAAGACUGAGUUUAUGGAGAGUUUUCACAUAUUUCUCUCAGGCUUGUCGUCAAGAGAGUGUAGGACAUUUCUCAUGCUACUGGCAGAGCAAGAUGAAGCUUGGGUGCAGGAAAAGCAGGACGUGAUCCUGCAGUCUCUCAAGAAACUGGCAGCCACUCAUCUCUCAGGGCCUAAGGUCCUUGAGCUCUGCCACUGCACCUUUGAAACACAAAACCUCGAAGUAGCCCAGCAUAUUGGGAGCCUGCUGAAUUUCAAGUAUGAGUUUAAAAACUUCAGAAUGACAACACUGGACAUGUCAGCUUUGGUUUUUGUCAUAAACUCGAGCCAGGAUUUGAUUUGUUUGGAUUUUGCAGGAUGUCUUGUGGACACUGACUGUUUGGAAGUUCUGGCUGGCUGUAAAAAUGUGGAACACUUGAGCUUUCGUAGCAGGAGAUGUGGCAAUGACUUUGCUGCUGCUCUUUCAAAGGCCAUACAAGGAAUGGGGAGCCUGAAGAAACUAGAGUUGACAGGUGGGAGCAUCACAGCUGAGGGGAUGACUAACUUGGUCCAGGCUGCAUCACAGUGCCUCCAGCUUGAGGAAAUAAACUUGCAGGGCAAUCGGAUACGGGAUCCAGAAGUGAAGAGGGUGAUGGACCUGUUCUCCAAAAUGAAAAAGCUGAAGAAAGUAGACCUGAGCAACAACCAUCUUUACUUGGAUGCUGUUCUCAGUUUGGCAAAGGAAGGCAUCGUGUGUCAAAAUGUCACUGAGCUGUGUGCCAGGGUGAACACUGUGAUUAUUUAUUUUUCUGGCACGUCUGGGGAAGUUCAAAGAUCUUUGGAUUUGAAGUUGGAAGACAAUAAAGAACACAUAAGUCCAACUAGACGUGUGAAAUUAUGCUUGCAGGAUCACAGGCUGUCUUCCCAACAUUCCAAGAUGAUUGUGGCCAUUCUCCAGAGCUGUCCCUGUCUCUCUGAAGUGGAUUUAUCAGGCAACAAGCUUGGAGAUGAAGGCUGCAGUUAUCUGCUGGAAAGCCUCCCCUGUAUAUCGAUUUCCAAGCAGCUGAAUCUCAGCCAAAACCGCCUCUCUGUCACUGGCAUUUGCAGCCUGUUGAAGUCAGUAAAAACCUGCCAGAGGGUGAUGGAGGUGCAGGUCAGCCUUUCUCAUGAUACUGCAGUCCUGAGGUUUAGAGAAGACAGGGAGUUCGCUUCCCUUCCUCCUAGGGAGGAACCUUUCUUCUCUACUGAUGACCAACAACAUGAGGAGGAAAACCAGACACCUACCACCUCCCAGAAAAUAAGACUGACAGACUGUAAUUUUCAAGCCAGUGACCUGCAGAAUCUGUGUGCAGCCCUGAAGGAAUGUGGCCACAUCUCUGAGCUGGACCUAUCACACAAUUAUCUGGGAGAUGAGGGACUUUUGCAGCUGUUUCUGUGCCUCCCCAAACUGAAAAUGUUACAUUCUCUCAAGUUUAACGACAACCAGGUCUCCCUGAACUCGGUGUUUUUCUUAGCUGAGUCAUUAACUACACUGGAACACAUUAAGACAGUGAGCCUCAGCUUAGGACACACACAGGUGGUUCAUCUGACCUUUUGGGAAAGAGUCAGGAGUGCCAGCAGAUGGAGAAGUGGUUCCCGGGCACAUGCCAAGCAGGAAGCAAAAGGACGGAGCUUUUGUCUCAGGGACUGCAGAGUGGGUCUGGAGGAUGUGACCAGGCUGUGCCAGACACUGGCUCAAUGUCCCCAGCUGACAGAGAUCGAUCUGUCUGGAAAUUCAUUGAGUGACCAGAGCAUUGAGAGAUUACUGAGCUUUCUGCCAUCCCUCUGUCAUCUGACACUACUGAGUAUUAGGAAAAAUUCCUUGUCCCCACAUUGUGUUGUUUUACUCCUCAACUCCAUCAACCUCUGUGAGCGGAUCAGAGUGGUGGAAGUCAGGUCAGGUGAAAAUGCCUUCUUGCAUUUAGGAGCAACCACGCAAAGCCAAAAGACAUCCUGCAGGCUCACAGGCUGUGCCAUCGGGGAAGGGCAGGUCCAGGAGCUCUGCAGCAUCCUGGAGCAGCACGGGUGGCUGGAAGAAGUGGAUCUCUCCAGGAAUCAGCUGGGAGAUGAAGGGCUGAGGUGCCUCUUGGACCACUUGCAUCGAGUGCCUGGAACCUGCUCCCUCAACCUCAGCCAUAAUGGGAUUUCUCAGGAUGGAGUCCUACAUCUCAUAAAUGCCUUUGUCACAUCUGGAAACACCACUGAAGUUCAAGUCAGUUUGUGCUCCAAAGCAACUUUAAUCAUCAAGCUGGCAAGCGGAGAUGACCCCAGAAAGAUUUUGAGACUGGCAGAGUGCAACUUUCAGCCAGAGCAUUUGGAAAAGUUGUUCUUGCUCCUGGAAAAGUGCACUGAUCUGACAGAGUACACGUCCUCAAAUAACAACAUGACAGUCCAAGCUGCAGAAAGACUUUUGCAUUCCCUGAGGAAAGAUCUGGGGCUGCUGAAGAUCAGCAUAGAAGAGCCGUGGGUGAGCAAAGAGAGAGUCAUGAACCUUCUCGAGCUGGCAGUCCAGACCUCUGGAAACAUUACUGAGAUCACGAUAUGUAAAGAUAAAACCCUCUUCCAAUUAGUCAUGAGAUUCCCACACUGCCUGGAGAAGACAGAAUCAGUUGUUAACAGACUGAGUCUGUACAAGCCAGAAAUCAAGCACUCCUUCUGCCAAAGGCUUUGUGGAAAAUGUGCUCAGCUUCAGGAGCUGAGAUGGUCUCACGUGGAACUCCAUGAAGAUGAAACAAAAAUUCUAGUCAGGAUUUUGCUGCCCCUUCCAGAGCUGAAGAUGUUUGGGCUGACCUCUAGCAAUGUUGCACCAACUGGAACUGAGUAUCUGAUCUCAGGCUUGCAGAAUUGCCACGCCAUUGAAGAACUCAACCUGGGCUGCAUGAAACUCAGCAGUGCUGCCAUCCCCGAGCUUGUGCUGGGGCUUUGUGAGAUGCCAUCCCUGAAAAGGCUUGUCUUGAACCACAACAGUAUUGGUAAUGAUGGCUGCUCCAGACUCGCAGAAGCCUUGAAGGAAAUGCACAACGUGGAGGAAAUCAAUUUAAGCCACAACCAGAUUGAAGAUCCAGGCCUGAUAAAUCUUGCUGCUGUCCUGCUGGAAAUGCAAAACCUGAAGAAACUCGACCUUUCAGGGAAUUGUCCUAGUCCUGCUGGAGGGGAAAAGCUGAUGGCAGCUCUUGCCCAUUGCAAGCACAUCAAGGAGUUACUACUAUCAAGGAAUGAUUUUGGAGACAGGACAGCAGUGACACUUGCCCUCUGUCUGCCUCACAUGACCAACCUGAAGAUCCUGCACUUCCAGAACAAUACAAUUGGGCAGGCAGGAGGGCUGGAGCUGGCCAGAGCCCUGGUGGUGUGUGAGCUGCUGGAAGAGAUAAGUUUAUCAGAAAACGACCUUGGGGAGCAGAGCAUCCGUGCCCUGUCCCAGGCGCUGCCGUGCUUCAAACGCCUGCGGAGGAUGGACUUGAAGUUCUGUGGGAUCACUGAUGAUGCUUCCAAAUCCCUGUCCCUCGGCUUCCGACAGUGCCCGUCCUUGGAGGAGAUAAUACUGUCUUGGAAUGCCCUUGGAGAUGGAGGAGCUCAAGAAUUGGCCAUUGCGCUCCCAAAGAUGGAAAAGCUGAAGGUGUUAGACCUGGAGAAAAACCGCAUUGGAGCCAGUGGGGCCACCAAGCUCGUGGAGGAACUUGCCAAGUGCCCAGAAAUUCAGUUCAUAAGGCUGUGGGACAAUCCAGUGCCCAAGAGCCUCGCUGAGAGUCUGACAAGCCAAGACCCAAGAUUGUGUUUCUCCUUCAACUAGAAAAGAAGAUCCUUUGCCUAACUAGGAGUUGCUCUCUGUCUCCUGCUGCCCCCAAAACUGCACUGAAGAGCCCAGGAACUCAGAGUUCCUACAACUGAAUGCUGCGACUAUUGGGUCUUUCUUUGCUGCACUGAACCAAGUGUGAACACUGGUGGUUUUUUGUUUGGUUUGGGUUUUUUUGUUUUGUUUGUUUUUUGUUUGCUUUG